CAAAAAUCAAAGGAGGCCAAUCAAAUGCCAGAACUAUCAAGGUAAGAUGAAAUUGAAUGACCAAAACACAAAAAGAUAAAUGGAUUAUGCUUAAAAGACACUGCAAAUCUUCAGUUGGGGAUUCAGUGAGCUGACAAAACAGCAAGAAUGUUCCAACUUUUUGGACUCUCAUUAAAGUUUGUUUCUGAAUUUUCAGCCAAUAACCUGGACCACCCUCUCUCUCGCUUUCUUUAAAACCGAUCCCAUUUUCGUACGCAGGUUUUUGGAGCGACAGCGAGAGCUUCUUCAACCCUUCAUCAUGAAAGCUCCACGCCACAAGAAAAUGGCGGAAAAGGCUAAGAAAGAUAACCCCAUCAAGCAGAUUCAUUGCGCCGUCCCUUUUUGCUUCUUCUGUACGAUGAACGAACCAGACCCAUUACUCAGAACGUUCAAAAUCACCGAAUGCUUCAAAGAAAUGCCUCGGAGAGAGGAUCAGGAGUACGUACUCGCACUGAGUGGACUCUGGAGCAUCGCCAAGACCCGACCCGAUAACCCGGAAUUUCCCGAGCUUGGUAUCUUCGAGUGUAUGGGAAAGCUUAUUUGUAGAGGAAUCGAUGAUAGGGAAUGGUUGUUUAGAGACCAGAAUGUUUAUAUUCCUUACUAUGCAGCCCAUAUUAUAGGUUCUUACGCCAUGAAUAAAGCUGAGUUUGCGGAAAUUGCUGUCGAAUCUGGAGUGAUUCCGCCAUUAAUGGAGCUAUUGAGGGGAAAAAUCAGCUGGGUCGAGAAGAGAGUGGCAGUUCGAGCUCUGGGUCAUUUGGCAAGCCAUGACACGACCUUCGAAUCAGUUGCAGAAAUUGGAACUGAGGUCGUGGAAUUGGCCAUGGAAAUUGCAUCCAAAAUCGCCGAAAAUGUUUAUACGCAAUUCCUCUGUCUAAAACAGAGGAGGAAAUAUCAACGCAAUUUGCUUACGAGAGGCCUAGGAGGGGUCGAAAUUGAGAACAGAAAGGCAGAGGAAUGGACCAUUCAAACCCAGUGCUGGUCUCUUUAUCUUCUCGAUUGUUUCGCUCGCAGAGAGAGACAUCUGAGUUUAAUCUGUAAGAAGAAUUUCUUGAAGAUUUUAUGUCAAAUUUGGGGUGGAUUGGCAAACCCAGAAGCACCAGCUGGAAUUGGGCUUCUGAGGACUCUGUGUAGAACAGAGAUUGGAAGAAAAAGCGUGACGGAUUUGGAAGAAGUCAUAAAAUCUCUAUGUGUUCUCGCUAGAUCAUCCUCAGAUGAAUGGCAGAUUACGGCCAUUGAAUGUAUUUUGAGUCUGAUCAAAGACCCACUAACCAGAAACAGAGUUCUCGAAUCCUCUGUUUUUUCUCUUAUCGAUUUGGUAGAGCUAGAAAUCGGCGGUGACCAAAAGAAGCAAAAAUUGGGAGACUCUGUAACACGAGAAUUGCUGAAAGAUUACCAUAAAAUCAAGUACGGAAAUGAGAAGCUGUACAGCGAAACAGCCGAGAGAGCAUUAGGGGAAAUUUGGGAGUUGAAAGUCGAGAAGAAGAGGAGGGAGAAAUUGAUGUCCGAAAAAGAGGUGAGAAAGAGAAAACUCUUGGUGGGAAUUCUCACAAAACAGGGGAAUCACAGAUUCAGGGGCGGAGUGAUAGAAAAAGCUGUGGUGAAAUACUCCGAAGCUUUGGAAAUGUGCGUACCCAAGAUGAUAAAACAGAGGCUUGUCCUCCAUAGCAACAGAGCUCAAUGUUUUCUGCUGCUGAGAGACCCAGAAGCCGCCAUUAGCGACACGACUCGAGCUCUAUGCUUGUCGAAACAGGGGAGCCCUCACAGUAGAAGCCUGUGGAGAAGAUCACAGGCUUAUGAUAUGAUGGGACUGGCUAAAGAGAGCUUAAUUGACUGCUUGCUUUUUGUCAGCUGCCAAAUCAAGUUGAAGGAGAAGAUCCCGUACUAUGCUGCGAGGAUGAUGAACAAGCAGAUGAAUGCUACGUGGGUAUUUGCUUCUGUGGAAUCAAGAACAUUUAACAGAGAUGAAGAGCUUGUUCGAGAAUCGCCAAUGACGGAAUUUGAAGGCGGGAAGAUCUUGAUGAUGAAGAUGAAGCAGAAGGAUGGCCAUGCCACUGUGUUUCCUUAAUGUAGUGGAUGUAAUAGUUCUUAGCAGAUGGUACAUAUUAAUGGAGGCCAAAGUUGAACAGAUCAAGAGAUCUCUUUGGUAUUUUGAAACCCAUGUAAUUAAUUUGAUUUGGGUAUGUUUGAUUCUAAAUUUUCUUGAUU
Molecule: messenger RNA, 2244 nt
Organism: Momordica charantia (bitter melon)
Lineage: Eukaryota; Viridiplantae; Streptophyta; Magnoliopsida; Cucurbitales; Cucurbitaceae
Molecular function (GO): protein binding
Source: RefSeq, a predicted model, not a curated record